GGCUUCUUCACUCACCCCCUCUCUCUUUUCCCACAAAGUAAGUCUUUUUCUUUUGGUUUCAUUUUGGCAUUUUUCAGUGCUCAGUAAGUGGCAACUAGAACUAGGCCACACAUAUCAAAAUCCCACCCCAAACAAGACACGUACGUUUGUCACAUACCAUACAGAAACAACUCUUGUGGACUACGUGUAACCAAAUUUCCCACCCAUUGUUUCCCAUUUCCUUUAUUCAUUGCCCACACAACAGAAAAUCUGCUCCUCUCACACACAUCAAGGAGGUACACACAGCACACAGAAAAACAAAUAUCACUUUGCUCUGUUUCUGCAUGACAGAACAACACAACCACCCUUUCAUCAUGGCUCACCAAUCCUCUUCUACUGAAUCUGAUAACCAGGUUCCUCCUUACCCAUUUGAAUUUGACUUGAAAAGUAGCCCCCAAUCAUCUAAAGAUUCCAUGUUGCAGCAAGAACAAGAAACCCCAUUCAACCUGAAAGGUGUUACACAAAGCCCCUCUGCUUCAAAGACCCUUGUCUGCAACAAGGAGGAAACAGAGUUACAGGAGCUUCUAGCAGAGGAUAGUGGACGUGAGAAGCUGAAGAGGCAUAGAGUUGAAGUGGCUGGAAGGGUUUGGAUUCCAGACAUGUGGGGUCAGGAGGAUCUGUUGAAGGAUUGGAUAGAUUGUUCUGCAUUUGAUGCUCCUUUGGUUCCAAGCAAGAUCACCAUGGCACGUGAGGCUUUGGUUGGAGAGGGUAGAAGAGCCAAUGCUGCUGGUCUAAGGAUAGAGAACAGGGACUUGGAUUUCAAUGUACAUAUGGAUUUAUCCCUUAAUAACAACUGCACCAAUGUUGAGGUUCAAAACAUCCACAUGUUUUCAGACGCCAAGAAGAGCACCUAAGUAAAAAAGAUCCAAUGCAAAUGAAAUUGAGAAUGGGGAUUAUUAUGUUAAGAAAAACAUUGGAAACCAGCUAAUGCAGCUCACCAGUUACCUUCAAGGCAACUAUGCAAGAACACCAUGCUAAUCUCUUCAAGACAAAACAUAGUUCAAAUAAAAAAUCUUGAUGCAGAUAAAUGUAGUUGCAAAUACAGUUAACACAGUACAACUGUUUGGCUGAAUCAUUCUCUGCACUUAAGUUGUAAAUAAACAUUUAUCAUUGAUUUGUCAAGUCCUCGCCUCCUCGGCUACUCUUGUCCUUGUAAUUGCAAGUACAAAGAAAUUCCAAGUUUAUUCAUAUGCACAAAUAGUCAAUAGAACCAUGCAGUGUCCAUGAUUAAAGUGAUUGAUUUUGCACCAGGGCAACAAUACUUGUAAUGGACAUACGAAGAAUCCAAUGCUUUCUUUUCUGAGAAUUCUUCAUGCACUUUAGACUAAAAUGUAUGAGGAUAAAAUAUGAACAUGCUCCUUGUGGCAUCCCGAGGGAGUGACAUUCACAUGUCAUACUAAAAUAAUGACAACUGUUCACCCCACCGGCAUUCAAAAGAACAGGCUUGGGAUGAGGGGCCAACAGCUUAUGAAUAUUCACGCUAACAUUCUCAACUGUAGUUUUUAAAGUAUUCAAUUGAUAGACUUCUAGUACCCAUCACAAAUAGUCUGAUUUACAAGUAAUUACAGUAUCACACAAUAGUAGAGAGUAGAGACAACAUACUGACAGGUGAAAUCUAUCUAUUAUGCAAUAGGAACACAAAUCACGUUCAUAAUUGCUAUAUAUAAGAAGGCAUUUGAAACUUCUCUUUGU
Messenger RNA from Lotus japonicus, 1731 nucleotides. Its product is annotated as protein BIC1-like. The transcript has 2 exons. Lineage: Eukaryota; Viridiplantae; Streptophyta; Magnoliopsida; Fabales; Fabaceae. Gene Ontology annotation, biological process: blue light signaling pathway. The record is from RefSeq and is a predicted model, not a curated record. The coding region runs from base 324 to 893 and encodes 189 amino acids.